GCGAUCCAACUUUAUCCGUUCGCUAUCGGUGCCAUCCUGUGGUCUGAGGCUCGGUCUUGGUUCCCUGCGAGGAUGCCGGCGGCCUCCUGUGCCGGGAAUACUGGCCUCGCGGGGGUCUGAGCAGGCGGAGGAGAGAGUCAUGCUCAGCCGCCCCAUGCUCUGCAUUCUGGGGAGUCCGGGCUGUGGGGCGCAGGCCGCAGCCCUGGCUGGACCCGGAGCUUUUCGACUGUUCGGUCGACCCGGACCCCCUACGCGAUCGGCGAUGCCAGUACCGCCCUUAGUAGAUGAGGCCCCUCCUUGGCGGGAAGUAUCGGAGUCUGGGACCCUAAUGGGCCGUACAGCUUCCCAUUGCUGCGGCCGCGCUGGGAGCUUGGGAGUCUGAGGCCCCUUCGGCAGGGAAGAUUGCACCCUGCUUGGGGUGGAGGUUUGCUGGUGUCUUCUGGGCUCCAGGUUUUCCCCCAGACACUUGUUGAGCUUGAGGAAGCCGGUCGGACUCCUCCUGUUGUCGUUUGAAAGCAUGCUUUGGCCCUUGUCCUUAGCUUUCAAAACUUUGUUAGCCACAAUGGUGCGCAUGAAUGUCCUGGCCGAUGCCCUCAAGAGCAUCAACAAUGCCGAAAAGAGAGGCAAACGCCAGGUUCUUAUUAGGCCGUGCUCCAAAGUCAUCGUCAGGUUUCUAACUGUGAUGAUGAAGCAUGGUUACAUUGGCGAAUUUGAAAUCAUCGACGAUCAUAGAGCUGGGAAAAUUGUUGUGAACCUCACAGGCAGGCUAAAUAAGUGUGGAGUUAUCAGUCCAAGGUUUGAUGUGCAACUCAAAGAUCUAGAAAAAUGGCAGAAUAACCUGCUCCCAUCCCGUCAGUUUGGGUUCAUUGUACUUACAACCUCAGCUGGCAUCAUGGACCAUGAAGAAGCAAGACGAAAACACACAGGAGGGAAAAUCCUUGGAUUCUUUUUCUAGGGAUGUAAUACAUAUGUGCAAAUAAAAUGGCUCAGUGGACUUUG
Molecule: messenger RNA, 999 nt
Organism: Sus scrofa (pig)
Lineage: Eukaryota; Metazoa; Chordata; Mammalia; Artiodactyla; Suidae
Gene: RPS15A
Product: ribosomal protein S15a
Biological process (GO): translation
Cellular component (GO): ribosome
Molecular function (GO): structural constituent of ribosome
Source: RefSeq, a predicted model, not a curated record